Messenger RNA from Emericellopsis atlantica, 1410 nucleotides. Its product is annotated as Alpha/Beta hydrolase protein. NCBI's taxonomy places the organism in Eukaryota, Fungi, Ascomycota, Sordariomycetes, Hypocreales, Bionectriaceae. The transcript is spliced from 2 exons. Gene Ontology annotation, molecular function: A2-type glycerophospholipase activity. Gene Ontology annotation, cellular component: mitochondrial inner membrane. The record is from RefSeq and is a predicted model, not a curated record. Gene Ontology annotation, biological process: cardiolipin acyl-chain remodeling. Bases 1 to 1410 code for a protein of 469 amino acids.
AUGACAACGAGCGGCAGCGCGGGUGCUCCGCCUGAGGAGUACAAGCAGCAGAACCAGGAGAAGAGGCCGACGUCCAAUUUCUUUCCUCUAGGCUACAAAGACGCUCUCUAUCAAUGGUGGACGAGCGUCACACCACCAAUCGCUGAGCGUAAUGUCCUGUCAUUCAUGCCUCACCUCAAAGAGGCGGUCGACACCCUCAAGGACCCUUCGGCGGACGACAAGGACUACCCACCUGGCACCCGCGUGUGGCGCCGCGAACUCGUCCAGCUGCCGGGGAAGAACCGCGCCCUGAACGAAGUCUCCAUCGAGCGAGUGGGCGAGGAGGCGGAGGACACUCUCGUCAUGGUCCACGGGUACGGCGCGGGCCUAGGCUUCUUCUACAAGAACUUUGAGGCGCUCUCGCGGCAGCCAGGGAUGAAGCUGUAUGCCCUCGACAUGCUGGGCAUGGGCAACUCGACACGGCCGCCGUUCAAGAUUCACGCCAAGACCAAGGAGGAGCAGGUCAUCGAGGCAGAGAACUUCUUCAUCGACGCCCUCGAAGAGUGGCGACAGUCCCGCAAGAUUGAGCGUUUCACCUUGCUGGGCCACUCGUUGGGCGGCUAUCUCGCCGUCUCGUACGCGCUCAAGUACCCCGGUCAUCUGAAGAAGCUCAUCCUCGCAUCCCCGGUCGGCGUCCCCAAGGACCCUUAUGCAGUCAACGCCUCAAUGCCUGAUCCUGACGAUCAAUCGGUUGCUGAGGAAUUCAUUCAAGAAGAAGAGGCUGUUUCGCCACCACCCAAAGACGGGACACAAACCAAAAAUGCGUCAGGCGCCAACACGCCGAAACGACCUCUGCCGAGUUGGGCUGUCUGGCUCUGGGACGCAAACGUCUCUCCAUUCAGUUUGAUCCGUAUGGCCGGUCCUCUAGGUCCCCGAUUCAUCUCAGGAUGGACCUCUCGUCGCUUCAAGCACCUCCCGACCCCCGAGGCCGAGGCUCUUCACGACUACACCUUCUCCAUCUUCAAGCAGAAAGGAAGCGGCGAGUACGCUCUGUCGUACAUUCUUGCACCAGGCGCCUACGCUCGCCGCCCUGUUAUCGAUCGUAUCCAGCAUGUCGGCCGCCAGAAACUGCCCAACUCGGACAAGAAGGAGACUGGGUUCCCCAUUGUCUUCAUGUAUGGCGAGCAAGACUGGAUGGAUGUGGCGGGCGGUCUCGCCGCUGAGGAGAAACUCAAACAGACACAGGCCAAGAUCCUGGCCAAUGCCACCGAGGAGGAGAAGAAGGCCGAGAAUGGGAGUGUCAGGGUGGUCAUGAUCCCCAAAGCAGGGCAUCAUCUCUACCUGGAAAAUCCGGAUUACUUCAACGAAGUGAUGAUGAAGGAACUUGCAUCGACAAGGCAGGACGAUGAGAAGAGAAGGAGUCAUCAAUAA